CCAACAAAUAAAUAACAGAAAAUACAAAAAUAAAAGAAAUAAAUUUUACCAUUUUCGUCUCAUAAUAGCAUCUGUCUCUGUGGUGUGUUUUCUUCAAAUCUUCUUCACCGAAAACAGAAAAUCUCGCCCCAAUUCACCAUAAACCCUAGAUUCACCAAACUCACCGACACAAACACAGCUCCCAUUCUCUUGGUGUCGGAGCAACGUUGUUUCUACUUUCUCGCGAUGUGUUAUUUUUGGGUGCAAAAAAGCGGCUGAUUUUUUAUUUUUAUAAUUUUUUUGAGCACUAUCGGGUCGUGUUCCGAUUCUGGGGUGGCUCCGAUUAUCGGAAAGUUAAGAUCUUUGGUGUUGAAUCGUGGUGGGACUGUUGCUCCUCGAUUAUGCAUAGAUCUGGAGCUACAAUGGCUUGGAACGUGUUCAAGUUCUGCACCGCCCUCAGAGGCUUGGGUUCGAUCAUGAUACUUUUGGUUCUUGGGGUUGUUGGUGUUACUUAUUAUGCUGUUGUUUUGACCAAUUACGGUCCUGUGUUGUCUGCUGGAGGCCUUGAUUGUCUUCUUGCCAUCGCAGUGUUGAUCUUGUUUCAUGGUUUGUUGAUUAUGCUGUUGUGGAGUUACUUUUCUGUCGUAUUUACGGAUCCGGGAAGUGUGCCUCCAAACUGGAGGCCUGCAAUUGAUGAGGAAAGAGGAGAGGACGAUCCAUUGGUUGCCUCCGAGUUUGGUAAUCUGCAAUCUGAUCCUUCUGGUCAACGUGUCCGUUACUGCCGGAAGUGCAACCAGCUCAAGCCGCCUCGAUGCCAUCAUUGUUCAGUUUGUGGACGAUGUGUGCUGAAGAUGGACCACCAUUGCGUCUGGGUAGUUAACUGUGUUGGUGCUCUAAAUUACAAGUAUUUCCUCCUUUUCUUGUUCUAUACAUUUCUUGAGACAAGUCUUGUGACUGCAUGCCUACUGCCACAUUUCAUAGCGUUCUUUAGUGAUGGAGAAAUUCCUGGAACACCUGGAUCUCUUGCUACAACUUUUCUUGCUUUUGUUUUGAAUCUGGCCUUCGCAUUGAGUGUCAUGGGAUUUCUAAUCAUGCACAUAUCAUUGGUGGCUGCUAAUACAACAACUAUUGAGGCAUAUGAGAAGAAAACAACUCCAAAAUGGCGUUAUGAUCUUGGUCGUCGAAAAAAUUUUGAACAGGUAUUUGGGAUGGACAAGAAAUACUGGUUCAUCCCUGCAUAUUCAGACGAAGAUUUACGAAAAAUGCCAGCACUACAAGGUCUUGAUUAUCCAUCAAAACCAGACUUUGAUUCCCAAUAGUUAUUAAGAAAACAGAAAGAAGCUAAAUAUAUUUGCACAUUAUGUAACAAAAUGACAUGGUAACUCCACAACCCUUGUCUACUUUUCUGUCUCUAACAGAGAUGUAACUUGUAAAGUAUAUCUGAUUUGAGCUCCUAGCAAUUCAUAGGCAUAAGCACUUAGCAUCAAUUAUUUAGAGAAAAAAAAAUGGGGUCAUUUCAAAAUGGAUGCUUGUGUAAUGUUGAAGUGAAGGAGAGAUCAAUGGGGUGCAAGUUGUUGGUGUGUUUUGAAGAGGGAGCCAUUGUUGUUUUUUUUAGUUAAUUCAUAAUGUUAGGAAAUGUUCAACAGGUAAUGCAAUUUUCUUUUCUUUAGCUUUCAUAUAUUUGAUUGGAAAUUUGAAAUCUAAUCCAAUUCCGUGAAUUUUAGCUUAGUAAUGAUUAUCUUUGAUUAUGAUUUUAGAAGGAAAAGGUUAACGGUUGUAUUAAUUCCUUCAAAUGGUCGUUAUUAUUUUAA
Messenger RNA from Arachis stenosperma, 1790 nucleotides. RefSeq names its product probable protein S-acyltransferase 14. The record is from RefSeq and is a predicted model, not a curated record. Bases 381 to 1298 code for a protein of 305 amino acids. The transcript is spliced from 7 exons. Gene Ontology annotation, molecular function: protein-cysteine S-palmitoyltransferase activity. Gene Ontology annotation, cellular component: endoplasmic reticulum; Golgi apparatus. Gene Ontology annotation, biological process: peptidyl-L-cysteine S-palmitoylation; protein targeting to membrane. Lineage: Eukaryota; Viridiplantae; Streptophyta; Magnoliopsida; Fabales; Fabaceae.